Messenger RNA from Drosophila busckii, 1721 nucleotides. RefSeq names its product protein phyllopod. The record is from RefSeq and is a predicted model, not a curated record. Gene Ontology annotation, cellular component: nucleus. Gene Ontology annotation, molecular function: zinc ion binding. NCBI's taxonomy places the organism in Eukaryota, Metazoa, Arthropoda, Insecta, Diptera, Drosophilidae. The coding region runs from base 229 to 1383 and encodes 384 amino acids. The transcript has 2 exons.
CAAAGGACGUGUUGUGUUGCUGCUGCUCAGAGUCGUUAGUUGCUGCUGCUGCGACGAGUGCUCUCGGUGCCGUUAUUAUUGUUAUUGUUGUUCAGCGAACAAUUUGCCACCCCGUUGGGCAGAACGCGCCGUGACGUCAGUGAGAAAUUACAAACGUGUGUGUGCGUGCAGCAAGAAAUAGAGAAAAAAUAUAUCAUAUAUAUAUUUAUAUAAGUGAACAAUUGUAAAAUGUCAGCGGAUAAUCAAGCGGAGCCAACGGCAGCAAUGCCCGCAGCCGCGAGCUCAUCUGCCUCAGCGGCAUCCGCAUCCGAGUACCUGAAACGCACCUGCCUCAUCUGCGGCUGCCAGACCAAUCAGACCAUCAACAUCUAUGAGCCGCGCUCCGGACCAAAUAUUGUGCAAUUAAUUCAAGCGAAAUUCAAGUUCCAGCCCUUGAAUGAGGAUAAAUUCUUGUGCUUCAGCUGCAACAACUGGCUGAUCAACUGGCAUUCACUCCAAGCUGUGAACAGCAAUGAUGCGGAGAGUCAAAGUCAAAGUCCGGCGCACAUGAGCAACAACAGCAGCGGAGCUCUCGUGCAGCAGCGUGCCAAGGUGCGUCCCAUUGCGCAAGUGCGUCCGCAGCCACAAGUUCAAGUGCCACAACGCCCACAGUUGCCAACAGCAGUGUCCGCUGCUGCUCCUGCUUCUUCUCCUCUACCCGCCACCGUCAUCAGCUACAACAAGCGACGCUUUGGACGACGCAAUGAAGCGGGAUUGAGGAACAUGCGCAAGAUGUUGCGCUACUGCUGCGUUUGCGGUGGCACCAUUGUGCUGCGUCUGUUGCAUGCCACAUCUCCGCAAACACUCACCAAGUUGGCACAGCGCAAGGGCUACACACUGUGCCGCAAGUGCCGCCACAAAGAGCAGAGCAGACGGCAAACAGUCAGAGCCCUGCGCACUGCGCUGGUCAAGCCGCUGCCCACGCCCACGCCCAAUCUGCCUCAUUACCAAAGAUUACCUGCGCCGCGUGUGGAUGGCAAAGUAGUGGCCAUGUUUAGGCGUCUGGGCACUACGCUCAGCACGGAGCAACAGGUGGAGACGGAAGCGACAUCGGCGGUGCGAAAUCUACGUAUUAUGAGUCCCGUUAAGCAACGACCACGAUGGACGCGUGCGCUGGAGCAGGAUGAGGUCCUUUUGGAAUUCGAUAGCGCCAUAAGCGAGGUGAUGCCAGCGUCGAAAACCACAGCGCGUCGACGCCUGCGAUAUCAGUUAGCCAACGAAGCGGAAGCGGAAGUUGAAGUCAUUGAGGUGCAGUCAGAGUUAACGGAAGCGCAGGAUAAAGUUUCCCACCAAACGCUGGCGGGGCUUAAGCUACCGCUAGGGUUAAGCAUUACCUUAGUCUAAGCCACAAUCCAAAUGCAGAAAAAGACAAAACUGUAGUCAAAUUACAAAUUACAAAUUUAGCUUUUAAUUUAAUUCAUAAUUUCUUGUACCUCAAUCAACAUUUAGUUGUUAGUCAAAAUAUUAGCAAAAUACCUAAGAAUUUAAGUUAAUCUAAUAUUGUAUUUUAUAUAUAUAUGUGUAUAGUAGACGUAACUAGCAAACUCAGCUACCAAUGUCAAGUCUAGUAACCGUUAACCUCGUAGUUGAAUUUGUUUGCAUUUGCCAUGUUAUUGCUCCAAAAAAAUUAAGUAUUUAAAAAAAGCAGUAUAUAUUAAUAAAAAUUACAAGCACAACUUGAU